GUGUUCAUUUCUUUUUCUGAAUGAGAAUGGAGACAGGGUCACCUCUUUCCCGCGUGAGCUCUUCUCUCUCAGUUUUCCAUAAUGCUAAUACACUUCCAUUUUCAAUGCGUUGCCCACUCGCAGAGAGAGUGGUGAAUACUACCGUUCUUCGCGUCGUCUCUUCUACUUCUGCGCCGGGGAGGAAGCAUAGUAAAGAGAGAACUCCGGGAGACAACUUGUCUAAAACUUCAAGUACUGGAGCUAAAACAGGUCGUCUACGGAGUGUCACUAGUGGAAGUCGAACAGGCCGAUUUAAUUUCGCCAGCAAUAAGGAGAAGCUAAAUUUGGAAGUAUCACCUCAUAGAGCUGUGUCUGCUGUGAGGUUGAUGCGCAUUCAGCUUGGUGGUGCAUUUGCUGACCUGUUGAAUGAGCAAGGCAAGGGUUCAGGGGAUAACGAGAUGGGAUACGUCGAGAGAACUCUUGGCUUCCGAACCCGUGAUUUGGAUGAUAGGGAUCUCCGACUGGUAACAGAAAUUGUGGGGGGUACUAUCCGAUGGAGAAGAUAUCUUGAUCAUUUGAUUCUUUCAUUGUGUCAUGAUGAGAACACUUUCAGAACCAUGGAACCUCUUCUAUUACAGAUUCUUCGAAUUGGUUUCUAUGAGAUCGCCAAGCUUGAAAUGCCUCCAUAUGCAGUUGUUGAUGAGAAUGUAAAGCUAGCAAAAGUUGCACUUCGACCUGGUGCUGGUAAUAUGGUCAAUGCGGUUUUGCGGAAGCUUGUUUUGCUUAAGGAAACUAGCUCACUCCCUUCACCUAAAGUGGAGGGUGAUGACCGCCAGCAAGCACGUGCUCUGGCUACGAUCCAUUCUCAUCCUGUUUGGAUGGUGAGACGAUGGACAAACUGCCUUGGUCUUGAAGAAGCUAUUAAGUUAAUGACAUGGAACAACUCUGAUCCUUGUUACAGUCUCAGAGCAAAUACAGCUAAAGGAUUCACAAGGGCUGAUCUAGUGACAGAACUUGAAAUGUUGAAGGUUCCAUAUGAACUUUCUCAGCACUUGGAUGAUUUUGUCCGAUUAAGAGCUGGGAUGCAGAUUGUCAUACAAGCUGGAUUGCUGAAAAAAGGUCUCUGUUCUGUCCAGGAUGAGAGUGCAGGAUUGGUGGUUACUGUUGUAGAUCCAAAACCUGGGGAGAUUAUUAUUGACUGUUGUGCUGCCCCAGGUGGAAAGACUCUAUUCAUGGCUUCAUGUCUGAAAGGUCAAGGUAGCAUAUAUGCGAUUGACGUAAACAAAGGCCGAUUGAGAAUCCUUAAAGAGACAGCCAAGUUGCAUGAAGUUAACAAUGUUGUCACUACUAUUCAUGCUGAUCUUCGUGCAUUUGCUGAAAAUAACUGCACAAAGGCUGACAAAGUUUUGCUCGAUGCCCCUUGUUCUGGACUGGGGGUUUUGUCCAAGAGAGCAGAUUUGCGUUGGAAUAGGACGCUGGAAGACAUCGAACAACUUACAAAUUUGCAAGAUGAGCUUCUUGAUUCAGCUUCCACCUUGGUGAGGCCUGGUGGAGUACUGAUUUAUAGCACCUGUUCCAUUGAUCCAAAGGAGAAUGAAGAAAGAAUUGCUGCUUUCCUCCUGAGACAUCCAGAAUUCUGCAUAGAUCCUGUCGACAAAUAUGUACCUUGCAAUUUUGUUACUGUAGAUGGACUCUACAGCUCUAAUCCUGUCAAACACUCACUUGAUGGAGCCUUUGCAGCUCGCCUUUUACGAUCUAGAUGAGUUACAAGUGAAUCUGUGCUAUUGAGCUGGCAUUAUUCCUAGAUGAAUAGUUAUCAUUUUGCACAUGCUUUUGUGAACGCAGUUCAUCAGAUAAUUGUUCAAGCAAGUUCUCAGGGAAGUGGUAUACUCUUCAGUCUCUUCAGGCCUCGACACUCAAGUUCAACAAGUCAUUUGUGUUUUCACGAAGUAAGUUCAACAAAAGGAGGCCUGUGGCACAAACUGCUUAAACAUAGAGAAUUUGGGGCGGGGGCUGGACAUAAUAAUAUUGUCACAAUCUUUAAGAAGAACCUUGGCUUGGGGUUGUAUGAUCGGACAAGAUACUGGCUAGCUGGUCCACAUGAACCUUAAAUAACAUGAGCUGGAGUAGCUUGAAGUGCACAAGAUCUUUUAAAUGGACCUUUGACCUUGGCCUGAAACCUGGAGACGGUUAUUGGUGUAAUAACUCCACCAUGUUUUCUUUUUUUCUACAGGGACGGGCUUUUUCAACCUUUAUGUCCAGUAUUCAGCAAACUCAGCAGCGCUUUGGUGUUUUAAAUGGUUUAAUGUAUUGAGACUUAGAACUUCCUGAGACUCUGCCCUUAAACUAUAUGCCACAGUUCUUCAUUUUCAAAUGAAAAUUCUUGAUUUAACA
Molecule: messenger RNA, 2373 nt
Organism: Sesamum indicum (sesame)
Lineage: Eukaryota; Viridiplantae; Streptophyta; Magnoliopsida; Lamiales; Pedaliaceae
Product: NOL1/NOP2/sun family protein / antitermination NusB domain-containing protein
Biological process (GO): regulation of DNA-templated transcription; RNA methylation; rRNA processing
Molecular function (GO): RNA binding; rRNA methyltransferase activity
Source: RefSeq, a predicted model, not a curated record